Messenger RNA from Salvelinus fontinalis (brook trout), 8055 nucleotides. RefSeq names its product paxillin-like. Lineage: Eukaryota; Metazoa; Chordata; Actinopteri; Salmoniformes; Salmonidae. Gene Ontology annotation, biological process: substrate adhesion-dependent cell spreading; endothelial cell migration; transforming growth factor beta receptor signaling pathway. The transcript has 13 exons. The record is from RefSeq and is a predicted model, not a curated record. The coding region runs from base 659 to 3919 and encodes 1086 amino acids.
AAGAAGAAGAAGAAGAAGAUGACGACUACGAAGAUUACGUAGCAUUGGUAAGAUAUUAUGCCCGCGUUCAAAAAAAUUGGAAACGAGGUCAACUCAUGACGUGAGUGACCGUUCAAAUCGUUUUUUUCCCAAAUUUGUUUUAGUUCCCAGUUGUUUUAAACCCUCAGAAGUCGAAGAUUUCCGAGUUCCCAGUUUCCAGUAGUUCUUAACGCGGCAUUUUUAAAAACAAGUUUAGACAUGGCAUUAAAACACGAGCUCAAGAAUCGAGCACCACUAGAGGCGAAAGAUGCCAGUCAUUUGUAGCAGCUGAGAAGAGUGCAGUGCUGAAACGUCCAAAGACGGCCCAUUCCUUGUGCAAAGAGUGCUUCUUCUGGGCCUUUGAGGAGGAGGUGCAUCAGACAAUAAUAUCAGCGCAGCUCUUCAAAGAUGGAGAAACUGUGGGCAUUGGUGCCUCUGGCGGGAAGGAUUCCACUGUGCUGGCACACCUCAUAUAGGUCCUAAAUGAGUGCUAUAACUACGGCCUGAAACUACUGCUGCUAUCAGUGGACGAGGACAUGACGUGUUACCGUGAUGACUCCUUGGAGACUGUGAAGAGAACCAGCAGCAGUAUGAACUACCUCUGAAGAUUGUGUCCUAUGAGGAGCUGUAUGGCUGGACCAUGGAUGCCAUAGUGAAACAGAUCGGACUGAAGAACAAUUGCUCUUUCUGUGGAGUGUUGCGAAGACGGGCGCUGGACAGGGGAGCCAUGAUCCUGAAGGUUGAUAAGAUAUGUACAGACGCUUUGUUGGCGGACCUGGAAUCCACGACGUCCCACAUCUCCAAGCAUCCUGUGUUCCUGUCUGAGGAGACCCCCUACUCCUUCCCCACUGGAGGGAACUCCUACCAGGAUGUGUCAGUCCCUCCCCCGGUGCCACCCCCUCCCUCGGCUGAGGCUCUGAAUGGCUCUGUGAUAGACUCCCUGGACUCCCACCACUCCUCCCAACAGUCCUUGGGUUCAGCUCCGAAGAGCUUAUGGUCCAGGGACAGUAGCAGCCCGCCCCUGUCCCACAUUGAAGAGGACCACGUCUACAGUUUCCCCAACAAACAGAAGUCUGCUGACCAGUCUGCGGCUGCUAUGAGCUCAGCUCUGGGCAGCAACCUGUCAGAGCUGGACAGGCUGCUCCUGGAGCUCAAUGCUGUCCAGCAGAACUCUCCCUCCUUCCCCACCACAGAGGAAACAGCCCCACCCCUGCCGUCCUGCAGCAUAACCCACUAUGUGCAGGAGAACGGGGGUCCCCCUGACAUCAUGGUGAGCCCUCCGUCUCAGGAGAAGACCAAACGGAACGGGAGCCAGGCGGUGGAGGAGGGCCGGCCCACUGUGGAGAGUCUGCUGGAUGAGCUGGAGGGCUCUGUACCCACUCCCAGCCCCUCUGUUCUUCACAAUGAGUUGGACUCUUCCUCUCAGCAGCAGGCCAGAAUGUCAGCUUCCUGUGCCACACGCGAACUUGAUGAGCUCAUGGCCUCCCUUUCCGACUUCAAGCCUGUCCUCGGCUCCUUGGGGUCUAUGAACUCUGACCUUCAGCUUGAUCAGGCAGGAACCUCCCCCAGUAUCAUUCUGGAGGUCCAUCCUCCUCCACGUACCUGCUCCUCCCUUGCUGCCCCCUCCUCCCUCUCACCCUCUCAACCUGCCUGUGACUCUCCUCUUUUCUCUCUACCUGCCUGGGAGCUGCACAUAGAGGAGCACAUUGGGGACUCGGGGGGGGCAGUGUCCCCUCCACAUCCCUCAUUAUCAAGCCCUCCCCCAGCUACUGUAACCUCCCAGAGCCCUCUGUCAUUUGCAGAGAGUGGCCCAGAACCAAAAGUGGUCAUCGACGUCUCUGCGACCAUCCUGUCAUCUCAUCAGAAGUCUCUGGUAGCCCUCAACCACUCCAACCCUUCACUUAUCACAUACCGAAGUCCUCCUAAUGCUGCUAAACCAUCACUGAACUCAGCCAGUGUCACCCUGGACCAUAACCCCUUAAAACCCCAUAGUCCAUUUCUAGAACUUGGUACAACUCCCCCUACUGUUACCAAGAGCACCAGUCCCCUAACUGACAUGGAUCUAUGUUUCUCUACUCCAACCAAGAGUCUUAGUCCUGUUCCUGUCUCUAUCUCCAAGACUCCUUCACCUCUCCAUGCUUCUGUCACCAAGAGUCCUACCCCUCUCACUGCUUCUAAAGCCCCCUCACCAUCUCUGGUCACGUCUCCCAAGUCUCCCUCUCCCCCAGCUCUCACCAGCCCCAAGAUCUCCAGGAGAGUUCUGGAGCCAGUCCCUGCAGCUGAGCCCUCUCUGGAUGAAGCCCUGGAUAAGCUGCUGGCCAUGAGUUUCACUAAGAUGGAGAACGACAGAGUCCCUACUGACACACUGCAGUUGAAGGGGGAGGCACCUCAGCUGAAGAGGGAAGUGGUGCAGAAGGUACAUGAGGAGCUCAUCAUGCCCUUAGACAGAAGGGAUGUUCAACCAGACACUACCGGGUGUACCCGGGAUGGGGCAAGUACCCGUGAGGGGACAAUUACCCGGGAUGGGUCAGUAAUGAGUGGACACAUAGAUGGGCACAGGGAGCUCAUGGACUGGGCUGAUGUGGAGCUGAACAUGUGUCUCCAAGAUGGACUGGAUGGUAGUAUGACUCCUUAUACAGAGAGACCUUAUACAGAUGGGAGCAUGACCCCGAUGACUGAGGCCAGCUGGAUGGAUGAGUCCCUGGAUGGCUCCUCCUGCCCUGGAACUCCUGAUGCUGCCAUGGACCUACCUCUGCUGCAGCCUGCCACCAUGGACAGGGUCUCUGCAUCUGGACAUCUUAAGUCCGUGAUUAGGCGCACCAAGGAGACCCCCAAUGUGCACCCCAUGUACCGAGAGGGUCACCCCCGGAGGGGGCGGAUGGGCCCCAUCAUCGUCAACAAGAGCAGCUCACAGGACCGCCUCAUAGAGGAGCUGCAGGGGAAACUGGGGAUUGGCCGAUUGGCUGACCGCCGGCGCAAGCAGCCGGACGAUUGGCUCACUGAGGGUGUCAUCGUCAUGUCUAAGCCACAGCGUUUCCGUGGCGAUGGGGCUGCGAAUGAGGUGGACAAGAUCAUGGCCCAGGGGAAAGGUGGCCCUGGAGGCCCCCCAACACAGGUCAACAAGCUGGACAACAUGCUCGGCAGUCUGCAGUCUGACCUCCAUAAACUGGGUGUGCAGACUGUGGCCAAGGGAGUGUGUGGGGCCUGUUGUAAACCCAUCGUGGGACAGGUGGUUACUGCCAUGGGGCGCACGUGGCACCCAGAGCACUUUGUGUGUACCCACUGUCAGGAGGAGAUAGGUUCCAGAAACUUCUUUGAGCGUGACGGAGCGCCCUACUGUGAGAUGGACUACCACAACCUGUUCUCCCCCCGCUGCCACUACUGUAACGGCCCUAUACUGGAUAAAGUUGUGACCGCGUUGGACAAGACAUGGCAUCCUGAACACUUCUUCUGUGCUCAGUGUGGAUCAUUCUUUGGCUCAGAAGGCUUCCAUGAGAAGGACGGGAAGGCGUACUGUAGGAAGGACUACUUUGACAUGUUUGCGCCGAAAUGUGGCGGCUGUGCCCGAGCCAUCCUGGAGAACUACAUCUCUGCGCUAAACUCCCUUUGGCAUCCAGAGUGCUUUGUUUGCAGGGAGUGCUUCACCCCAUUUGUGAAUGGGAGUUUCUUUGAGCAUGAUGGGCAGCCCUACUGUGAGGUGCACUACCACGAGCAGCGCGGCUCCCUCUGCUCGGGUUGCCAGAAGCCCAUCACCGGCCGCUGCAUCACAGCCAUGGGCAAGAAGUUCCACCCGGAGCACUUUGUUUGUGCUUUCUGCCUCAAGCAGCUCAACAAGGGCACCUUCAAGGAUCAGAACGACAAGCCCUACUGCCAGGGCUGCUUUGUGAAGCUCUUCAGUUAGGGAGUGGAUUUUCUGUGUGUGUGGCUCACAAGCUUGUAUCAGAAAGUGUUUGUGUAGCUCUGGUAGUGUGUGCAAAUUGGAUUGUGUGUGUUUGAAUUGUUUUAGAGGGAUGUCUGUAUACUGAUGGUGUGUAUGACAAAAGUGUGUGUGUUUCAGGUAGUAUGUGUGUGAGAUUCCAGCAUUCUCUUUUUGGCCCUUGAAGUGUAAUGGACAAUCAUAUCAGGUCUCUGCCUGUGCGCUCUCUGUGACGCUCAGAAUAGUGUGAUUUCAAACCCAAAUAGUUUUGCUUUGCUUUUGCAGUCAGAGUAAAUACUUGCUGAACACUGUAAGAACACAUGGAAUACGUACAUGGAAGUGUUUUGAAGUUGCUGCUCACUGGUUGAGUGUCUCUUGAAAACCAUUUGAAAUGUGUCAUGUUAUUAGAUCAGGGAGAUGUUGACCUGUCAUUGUUUUGUUUUUAAUCAGCUGAGGCCUUAUUUCAACUGCUAAAGCAAAGGCCUCGGUGAGAUUUAUUUUGUUUGCUGUCUGAGUAACAGAACAGAUGCAUAUAAUGAUGUCAUUGUAGCUUUGACUGGAAAUAGGCUGUGGGUCAGUCAUUAUUUUAGUACUUGUGAAGCACAUGGUCGUGUCAUCAGACCCCUGUGGACUCAUUUUCACACACGGGGCCUUGUGACACACAAUCAUUAACACCUCCACACAAUCAUUUGGUGUUUGACAAACAUACGAAUGCUGACAUGUUACAAUUUAGAUUUAAUGUAUAUUGGAACGUUUCUAUAAAAUGUAUUUGAAAAGAUAUUCAUUUACAACAAAUAAUAUUUGACUCCCUCUGUUUGGAAAAUCGGAGUCACGUAUAACGACAAAUGGGGAGAUGGAUAAUAUUGUUACUUUGUCACCUUCUCCACUGCCUACUCAGUCCUUUUAGAGCUUAACCCUUAGUUGGACUGGUUUGGAGUUUCCUUUAUGUUCAGAAAGUGCUGAUGCAGUAUAAAAGAGUAUGCCACGAUAAACAAUUGAAUUUAUUCUGCAUACAGGAAACGGUUACAUUUUACUGUGAGAAUACUGUAUACAAAGCGCUGGUCAGUUAAUAGUUUAAAUAACCACUCAUUAAGAGAAAGCCUCUUAGAAAUUUCAAAGCAGAGAUGCUUUUCUAUUGUUCAAUAUCUGUGACAUUUGCUGAGCCUAUGUGAAGUUACUGUGCAUUGAGUUUCACUUUUUGUAAAAUAAAUAGAAGAAUACAGCACAAGGCGUUAUAACCCCUUAUGUACGUACACAGAUUCUAUGCAAACAAUACUGUGUGCAGCUGCAAACAUUUAACUCAACAACCCUCCUGACUCUAUCCAAGUGAUGCUUUCAAGGAAUAGGCCUAUCUAUGUUCUGUUCCAAUAUAUCAAUGCAAUGUCUUUUACACUGGGGAGACCAGCAAGGAAUCCUAUUGUUUAUAGAUGGGGAGUCCUGGACUAUCUCUUCAGAUUUCUGUCAGUGUGAGUCCACUGGAUAAUGUGUGUUGAUAUUGGUCUGAGUGCAAUGUGCAGGAUCUACUGUACACCAGUUGUGUUUGUGGGCUUGUAUUCUUAUCUAUCACAAUUUUAUUGGGUCUGUAUCUUGUUCAGGGAUUUACACCCAGAGCUUGUAAAUCUCUGUUCAUUGUUUUAUUUAAAUAAUUUAACCAUUUGUCUACUCAGAAUCAUUGUAGUUGGCAGUUAUUUAACCAAAGUGAGUUUUUUUAUUGAAAUUGUGUCCCUUGUCACCUUUUCAUUUGAGAUGUCAUAGUGCUGAAUUUUACAUUUCAACUUCAAUGGGGUAAGACUAGGGCAUGGACGUUGCAGGGAUCCCGGUUUGCAAUAAGCAUAUUUUGAAACUCAUCUUUGCAGCAGAUACACAACCUAGUUAACUCGGCACAUACUGUUGUGGAAGGUAAAUCUCAAUUGAUACUUUUUUACUGUCAUCCUUCCUUACUUUUUUUUCUCAACGUUCCACACAUCAAGGGCAAAAGAGUAGGCUAGGGUUAUGUCAAAACGGGCCACACUCGUUUGAUGCCACUUCAAUACGGCUUCGAUACACUUCCGUAGUAGGUUGGGAGAGCGUUGUCGCUAGGAACCCUAGAGAGGAAGAGGCGAAGCGAGAGGUUUUAUUCCGCCCAAAAUCUGUCCACGAAAACAAGACCAUGAAGUGUGGGCUAGGUUUCCAUCAAAUUGGCAACAGCUUUUCAUGCAAAUAUUCAAAUCCGCAUAAAAAUAAUAUGCGCAUUUCGAGAUGUUUCCAUCAAAUAAAGUUGUUGCAGAAUAAAAGGCUGUGCGCGAUGACGUAGUGCACAUUACAAAAAACUUAAAUGGCUGUCGAUCGCAAUUUCAACUACUGGUGGUUUUGCCAAAACAACAUGUGUUAUAGCGAAUGUGCCCACUCUGGUCUUGGCACGUGCUCUCUAACCAACGGCUCGCAGUGCGGGUAGACUAUCUAGAUGAUGAGGUUAUUAUGAAUAAGAGUGAGAUCAUUUUUAUUUGUCAAACGGAAGCCAAGCAUCGGUCAUCAUGACACCAGGAUAAUAUCCUCGAUAUUUAUUGGAAAGCAGCAUCAAGCUCAUCACCGUGCGCUUUCACCACCCUGUGCAAUUCAUCAUUUAUUUAAUCUGUAGCCUAAUAAACUGCAUGGUUUCCCUGGUCAUAGUGGGAGGACAACACAGCCUAUCAUCGCGCCACUCCAAAAUUACUUCGAUAUGUUGGUUAUUAUAUAAAUAUUUGGGCAUAAUGGCGUUUCCACAUAAAUUUCUCGCAUAAAUAAUUUUACUGACACAAAAAGAUCCCACCUUGUCUAGCGUAUUUUGUUUGGUCAACAUUGGGAAAGUUUACAGACAAAUUAGAUGUUUCCAUCAGCAACCUGACCUGUCAUAAAUAUAUUAAAAAAAAAAUAUCCGACAUGUACUUUACAAGCAUAAAAAGGUUGGAUGGAAACCUGGUUAAUGAAAGUGGUGACUUUGGUCAACAAGAACAAAAUAUACUACUAUAUACUAAUAUACUAAAAUGGAGAUACAAAAACGAGUCCUCUAUCUCUAUGGUCUGUUGUUCACAAGCGUAUCUGCCCUCUCAUUGGCUAGAAUGGUUCCACAUCUCGCCUCCUCCAGCCUGCCUUCCAUCUUUGAGGACAUUUUUAAUAAAAAAUUAAUAAUUACUUAUUUAAUUAGGAAAUUCAGUUAACAACAAAUGAUUUACAAUGAUGGCAUGUUAGAGUGGAUCACUUUUGUCAAGUCCAAUACCAUUGCUGAUCACCUCCUUUGAAAGAGUUGUAUUCUGGGGAUAUAAAUUGUCCGACUUGUCGACUGCAUGAACUUUACAAACAUCAUGUGAUCAAAGGCCAAAGUUUCUGCAGUUGCUCUUCACCAACUUCAUCCUGCAGGAUCACCUGCAUUGUGGGAUGUUCUAUUGUCAACCAAUCAUUAUUGUGUUUUUGUUUGACCAAUGCAAACGUGAUCAAUGACAUGACUGAAACUAGUUUAAAGAUUUAAUGUCAUGGCACAAGUACAGUGAAAUGCCUUUCUUGCAAGCGCCAAACACAACAAUGCGGUAAUCAAUAUCAAUGUAGCACUGAAAACAACAAGGUAGAACAAAAAAACACAAUAAAUAAAAAUUAGAAAGUAAGACGCCAUAUACAGGGUCAGUACCUAAACCAUAUUUACAAUGUGCAGGGAUACUGGAGCGAUAGAGGUAGCUAUGUAUAGGGGUAAGGUGACUAGGCAUCAGGAUACUGUAUGGUAAACAGAGUAGCAGCAUAAAUUAUGAUUGUAUGUUGUUUUUAUUGUUUUUAUUUACUUUUCUGCACUUUUGCACACCAGUAUUUCUACUUGCACAUCACCAUCUGCUCAUCUAUCACUCCAGUGUUCAUUUGCUAAAUUGUAAUUACUUCACUACUAUGGCCUCUUUAUUGCCUUACCUCCUCACGCCAUUUGCACACACUGUAUAUAGAUUUUCUUUUUUUUCUAUUGUGUUAUUGACUGUACGCUUGUUUAUUCCAUGUGUAACUCUAUGUUGUUGUUUGUGUCGCACUGCUUUGCUUUAUCUUGGCCAGGUCGCAGUUCUAAAUGAGAACUUAUUCUCAACUAGUUUUCCUGGUUAAAUAAAGGUUAAAUAAAAAAUUAUAAAAAU